Molecule: messenger RNA, 3578 nt
Organism: Suillus plorans
Lineage: Eukaryota; Fungi; Basidiomycota; Agaricomycetes; Boletales; Suillaceae
Product: P-loop containing nucleoside triphosphate hydrolase protein
Exons: 20
Coding region: 91-3279 (1062 amino acids)
Biological process (GO): protein import into peroxisome matrix
Cellular component (GO): cytosol; peroxisome; peroxisomal membrane
Molecular function (GO): ATP hydrolysis activity; ATP binding
Source: RefSeq, a predicted model, not a curated record
GUCUAGCACCUACUAGUAGUCUAGUAGCACGCACGUCUCGUGUCUGUAUAUGCACAGUAAUACUCAAGAGUCAAUCGAUCGUCUAAAAAAAUGCCCCGACGCGCAAAGGUGCAUUUUGUAUCACUGAAAUCAUCCCUGGUCAAUCUCCCAAUAUCAGUUUACGGUCCCCUUCUCGAGAGACAGAUUCGUCCGCAAACCCUUGCUGUCCACUUGAAGCCCACCGAUGGCGAGGGAAGAGAGGUAUAUGUUGGCUGGACCGGCAUGGCUUCUGCAUCAUCCCUUGCCUCAUUCAACUCUACCGCAGCCGAACGUGGAAUAGAAACCCUAGAGAUAGAUCCUCAGUACGCAGCAGGCUUGGGAUUCAAAGAAGGAGACGUGGUAGAAUUAGGAUUAUUAUAUGACCUCCCGUACGCAAAGACGGUGAGCACUGAGCCCCUCAGUGCAGAUGACUGGGACGUAGUGGAACUGCAUGCAGCACACGUUGAAGGUACUCUCCUCUCCCAAGUGCGAGUUGCGAAUGUCGGACAAGAGAUCAAUGUUUGGGUGCUCGGGCGGACGAGAGUACGACUAAGAAUCGUCUCGCUCGACACGUCUGUGACCGCGGCACUGCUCACAACCGAUACCGAGGUCAGCAUUGCCCCCAAGUCGCAUAGGAAAUCCAAAGCAGAAACCAAAUCAACGAGCUUAGAGCACGGAACCGUUGUGUCGACGCAGGACAAGCCCUCGUAUCCAUCUGAAAUCCUCCGAGUGCUCCCUGAGCGCCUUGUCAACUUUCCUGAAACGACCAAUCUACGCGACCCCAAAACGCGCGCAUACAUUCAUCCUUACACUCUAUCGCUGCUUACAGGGACUCAGUACAUCCCGUUCGACCCAAAUCCUAACCCUCCGCGUUCGGGAUGGUGGUGUGCGCGUGCACGUUGGCUGGAGCCGCCCAAGGAUCCGACGGAUAUCACAAACUCCGGUACUAGAAAAAAUGCCAGCAUCAAACCAAGUGCUGAAGCUGAGCAGGAGGAUGGCGAAGCAAAGAUACUGCACCCAGGGUCGAACAGAGAGUUGGGAGCAAAGGAUGAUAAAGAGAACGGAAAGGACGGGUGGGAAGUGUGGCUGGGAAUCUCUGAUUCCGUUUUGGAGACCCAUGUGAUGUUUGUCGGUGAAGUGAAGGGUGGGGUCGGGGUCGGGGACUGGGAUCUCGUUCGGAUAUCACUCACAGGUGCCCGUGAGCAAGGGCCCACAAUAAAUGGAAACCUCGAUGAUCCUGCGUCCGCAUCAUCCUCGCCUUCAGCUUCGGCAGCGAUCUCACCAGAACUAGUGACACCAUCGCUUCAUCUAUCAGGUGUCUCUAAUAUUCUCGAAGACAUAACAAAGACUUGCGUCGCGACCUACGCCGUACAUGCGCGCAAAAAUGUCGUUCAUGGAGUCCCUGGCAUUUUAAUAACAGGCCGUCAGGGAAUGGGCAAGACAUCAGUUGCGAAGGAGAUCGCGCGCAGACUGGAAGCAGAUGAGCGUGUGUAUGCUUCCAUACAUUAUAUCGACUUCUCCCCGCUCGCAUCCAAGCCCGCUCAGACCCUCGGUGCACUUUUUCGCCACCUCUUUGUGCUAGCACGAUGGCACAGCCCCUCCGUCCUUGUCUUCGACAACCUCGACAAAGUCUGUGCUGCAGAGGUCGAGCAGGCGGAUUCUUUCCGCCAGCGACAUAUAACGGAGCUCUUCCUCAUGCAAUAUAGUUCCAACGCACGCCUUGCACCAUCCAACUUCCGUGGUAUCGUACUCCUCGCCACAGCAGAAAGUCAGACUAGCGUGCACUCGCUGCUACAUACGCUGCAUGUCUUUAAGGAUGUCGCUUCCAUUCCUCCGCCGGGAAGGGAGGCACGGAAGGAGAUUCUCGCCAGUCUUGUGUCACGCCGGCUUUCCAUGGCCAAGGAGCCACUGUCAUUUGUUGUCGACGAAUCCGACCCACCUGAGUACACUCGACUCGCAGUAGGGACGGAGGGCUAUUCUCCUGUAGACCUGCGCGACCUUGUCACACGGACGAUACAGGUCGCCGUUGGACGGGCAGUGUCAGAAGUGGGCGUGGGCGUUGAGAAGGUCACACUUUCGGCGAAAGAUUUUGUAGAGGCCCAAGAGGGAUUUGUGCCUCUCUCGCUGAGGGAUGUGCCCUUACAAAAGUCGGACGUUGAGUGGGCUGACAUUGGCGGCUUAAAGGACACCAAGCUCGCGUUGAGGGAAACCUUGGAAUGGCCGACGAAGUAUGCUCAAUUGUUCAAGCAGUCUCCGCUGAGGUUGAGAUCUGGGCUACUAUUGUACGGCUAUCCUGGCUGUGGAAAAACGCUACUUGCGUCAGCCGUCGCGAAAGAGUGUGGGUUGAACUUCAUCAGCAUCAAGGGCCCAGAGCUGUUGAAUAAAUAUAUCGGACAGAGUGAAAAAUCAGUGAGAGAUAUUUUCGAUCGUGCGUCGGCUGCAAAACCCUGCGUACUCUUUUUCGACGAGUUUGACUCGAUUGCACCAAAGAGAGGACACGACAGCACGGGCGUGACGGACCGUGUGGUGAAUCAGAUGCUAACCCAGAUGGAUGGCGCCGAGGGGCUCGAUGGAGUCUAUGUUCUGGCUGCAACGAGUCGACCAGACCUCAUCGACUCCGCACUACUUCGUCCCGGUCGGCUUGAUAAAUCGUUGCUAUGCGACCUGCCUGGUAUCGAGGACAGAAAAGAUAUUUUGGUUGCAGUAUCCCGGAAGCUAACGCUCGCACCCUCUGUGGACUUUGAUAAACUUGCAGGUAUCACUGAGGGCUUCUCGGGUGCGGAUUUACAGGCUCUCGUGUACAACGCGCAUCUGGAAGUAGUGCAUGCUGCUAUAGAUGCUGAGAAGGCGGAUGGUGAUGGUGAUGGUGAUGUCGAGGCGGGUCGGAGGAGGGUGGGCGCGGGGCUGACUGAUGAGGUCCCGGUGAAGUAUAUGGUGCUGGGCGCUGGGAAGGAUGCAGCAAAAGCUGCGUCUAAGGCAGACGAAACGAAAAUGCAACGACGACUGCAACAAAUCAAGGCAUCGAAGUCUGGAGGGAUGGAGGAGGACAGCAGGGCUGUUGUGACGCCCAAGAAGCACGAGAUCUCUCAAGAGCAUCUAUUGAAAGUGCUGAAGACGACAAGGCCGUCUGUUUCACGCGAGGAACAGGUAAGGCUGGGGAGAAUAUAUCGGGAGUUCGUGUCAGAUCGAGGUGGCGGCGAGAAGACAUUCCCAACACCGGGUGGUGAUAGCCGAGUGGGGAGUCGAGCGUCAAUGGGAUGAUGUGCAUGUUGAGGCCUGAGUCUUAUGAGUAUCCAACACAGGAUCCGAACUUUGACUGCAGCUCGAGAUCGUCCUGACUUCUUACACGGUCACAUUAAAAGCAUUGUUUAUUGCCUCACAACUCCAACCGAGUCUUUCGUAGACCCUAUGAUAGAAACGGUUAUUUCCUUUUUCAUCAGGGACUCAGGCCUCCUCAGGCCCAGGAGUAGGCUAAAGUACACUAAACGUUAGACGUGGGUAAUACCUAGGUCCCAGUUUAUAAAUGUGCUCGUGCGUGUCACUCUACAAUUUGUUCUGUC